Messenger RNA from Entrophospora sp. SA101, 2505 nucleotides. Lineage: Eukaryota; Fungi; Glomeromycota; Glomeromycetes; Entrophosporales; Entrophosporaceae. The record is from the annotation of a GenBank genome assembly.
AUGAGGUUAAUCGUAGAAAUAAGUAAUAACACUGGUACAAUAACCCGAGGCCCAAAUAUUAAUAAAUUGUCAAGUGUAUUUGAAGAUUCUAGUACACAGCAGGAACUAAAUAUUGAUAAACCUCGCAUUGCAUUGUCACUUCCUUCAUCACCAAGGUUACCUGUUCCUAUAGCUACAAAAUCACUCAACAAGAAAAUAGUUUCUCAAGAAAGAAUAAAAAUCGGUAAUAAUAAUAAACCAUCAAACAUCGAUGAGACCUCUAUAAAGUUUGAUAAAUUUAAAAAAACCACUACAAAUAAUUAUAACAGUAAUGGUAAUAUUUCAAUUAAAAAAAUUAAAAAUUCUAAUAAUGGCGAUGAUGAUUUCAAUUCAAAGAUAGUAGAUUCAGAGUCAACGACAAUAAAUCAAAAUAAGCGUAACACAAAGACAGUUGUACAGCCUCCAAUACCGAAACCAAUUGUAAGAAAAAGUUCACAGGAUAGUUCUUCCAGCACGCAAACCUUUUCUUCUUCUUCAGAUUAUUCAACAACCCAUAAAUCAACAGCGUCAGUUGAUUUUGAAGAGAAAAAAGCUAGCAUCGCUAUUUUUUUCAAUGAUUCACAAGUAUCUAGAAAUUCUGAACCAGAAGUACUUGAGCAUUCAAAACCUCUUCCACUUGCGCCUUUAAAAUCAACACCUGAUAUUAUUACUAUCACUAAAACAAGUCCUACUUUUUCAGAUCAAAAUCGAAAUUCACAGAAUGAAUUAUCGCUUCCAAGGAUCUCUAGCGAUAAUUCUUCCGUGACGCUAGUUGAAGAAGAUGAACUUACAAUAGAUAUAAAACGACGGAAAAAAUUAUGGAAUGUUAUAAAAGAGCUUAUGCAAAAACGAGAAGGAGGAGAAAGUCGUAUGGAGGCAGUUUAUGGGGAAUAUUGUAAAAGGCAUGAAGCAUCGGUGCAAAAAUUACAAGAAUUUGACGAUGAUGAAAAUGUUCAAGGUUUCUUACAGAAAUGUAAAAAACAAUGUGAAGGAAGAACCAGAAGUUGGGAUAUCGCGAGUCUUCUAAUUAAACCAGUACAGCGUGUAUUAAAAUAUCCUUUAUUAUUGCAACAAAUAUUAUCACUCACUAAAACUUCACAUCCAGAUUUUGAUCAAUUAAAAUUAGCUUUCGACGAAAUUCAAAAAAUAGCAGAAAGAAUUAAUGAAAUAAAAAGACGUAAAGAUAUAGUUGAGAAGAUCGUAGGAAGUAAGAAAAGGGGUGAUGGUGAUAUUAAACUUGCUACGGGUAUUGCCAAGCCUACUUCAGAUGACCUUUAUGAUGCAUUUGUAGAAAAGUUUAAAAAUUUGGAACAACAAGGAUUUCAGUUAUCAAAAGAUGUAAAAGACUGGGUUAAAGCUGUUAAACAACAACUUGAAGACCAGCAGAGGUUUGCACUUGUUAUCGAGGAGUUUUAUACAUUUGGAAUAACUUCUAAUAAAUAUAAAGAAGAAAAUAAAAGAAUAGUUGAAUAUGUAAAGACGAUGAAUGGUCUUGCACCAUCUUGUGUAAAAGAAAUGGAAGAGACACUUAAAAAAAAUAUAUAUCCUGAAAUAGAAAAAUUUCUAAAACUAUUCAGAGCCCCUGCCGCUGUAAUGAAAAAACGUGAACGAAAAAUUUUAGAUUAUGGUCGUGCCAAAUCAAUCAGAGACAGAAACGAUAUUCCUGAUAAAUCAUUGCAACAAUCAGCUGAUGCGUUUGUAUCCAUCUCUGAUCAACUGAACGAAGAACUUCCUAAAUUUUUCGAGCUUAUGACACAAUAUUAUGAUAUAAUAGUUCGAAAUUUGAUAGAAAUUCAAUCAAGACUUUAUGAACAAAUGGGAAUGGAUUUCCAACAAUAUUUUUAUAAAUUUGUUGAUAGUAAUGCAUUAGAUUAUGUUUCAAAUGAUAGAAAAUUGGUUUUUAGAGAUAUUGAUAUUAUUUCUGAGUAUAUAGAACAUUAUCAUGGAAGAUUGGAAAUGGAUGAUGAAUUGAAAUCAUUUGUGAUAUUGAAUUACUCAGAUGAUAAUAAAUCAAUAUCAAAACCAGGAAUUAAUAAUGAAAUGGUUGAAAAAGAACAUAUUGCACCACGAAGAUUCAGUUACUCAGAUUCAAUAUCUGCACAAGCUGGUGAUUAUUUAGGGGUCAAGAAUAUUCGUUCAGAUAAGCAUAGUUCACUUGAGAGUAAAUCUGACGCUCUAUUUGAUGAUGAAGAUCCUUCAAGGGCUGAUUUUAAGACAAUUAAAGCAAAUCAAAAAGAAAGGCAUAAAAAAUAUCCAACUGAUAGCGCAGUUACAACAAUAAGGAACAAACAAAAUAAUUCAGACGAUGAAGACAAUGAUGAUACAGUUCGAAAGAAUAAAUCAAAACAAAAAGGAGAAUUAAAUUUUGAAGCUGGCAUUCUACUCAAAAUUAUACAUAUCCAUGAUAGUGGAGAAUGGUGGUAUGCUGUUAAAGAAGAUACUGAAGAAAGGGGCUGGGUUGAUCCGGGUUUUGUUGAAAGAUUAUAA